GAGGGGGCGGGUGUAGGUUGGCGGGCGCGCGUUUCAAUGAGGCCGCCGCCACCCCUGCCGGCUGAGGCGGCCUCCUGAAGGGACGGGAGGGCAGCGGCGAGGCGAGGCGCAGAUGCAGCUGGCCGGGGAGCCGCUCUUGGGCAGCGCCGCCGCCGCCUCCCUGCCCGGUGCGCCCUUCUACCCGCUGGAGGGCGCGGGGGGACGCGGCGGGCCGUCGGGCCCGCUCUUGGGGUCGGCCUCGCCGCCGCGCCUCGACUUGGACAAGGCGGCGGGGAAGAAGUUCGUCGGGGGCGGCCCGGGGCAGGCCUUGCUGGGCGAGGCGGGCGAGACGCAGCCCUUCCCCGCCAAGGCCGGGCCCGAGGGCGGCCGCAAGAGCUCCCCCGGGCCGGCCGAGGCGGAGGCGCUGCCGCCGGCGCGCUUCCCGCCGCUGGAGAGCCUGGGCGCCGACGGCCGCUACUACCUGCCCUCGCCCGGCCCGCAGGGCGGCCCCGAUCCCCUGGGCGGCCCCUGCGCCCUCUUCCCCUACGCCGCGCCCGCGGGCGCCCCAGCCGGCCCCAUGUACCAGCCUGGCGGCGGCGCGCGCUACCCCUACGGGUCGGUGCUGUCCCCGCCGCCCACCGGUUUCUCCGCGGCGGCGGGCAGGGCGCCCUUCGCCGGCGCCUACCAGUACGGGCAGGGGGCCCCGCCGGGCGGCCUCUACGGCCCUUACACGGCGGCGGCGGCGGCGGGCUCGUGCGGCGGGCUGGGCGCGCUGGCCAUGGGCGGCGGGGCGGGCGGCCUCCGCGCUCAGGUCUUCCUCUGCAACCGGCCGCUCUGGCUCAAGUUCCACCGGUACCAGACCGAGAUGAUCAUCACCAAGCAGGGCAGGCGGAUGUUUCCUUUCCUGAGCUUCAACAUUACCGGCUUGAACCCCACAGCCCACUACAAUGUCUUUGUGGAGGUGGUGCUGGCGGACCCCAACCACUGGCGCUUCCAAGGGGGAAAGUGGGUGACCUGCGGCAAAGCUGACAACAACAUGCAAGGCAACAAGGUUUAUGUUCAUCCUGAAUCUCCCAAUACUGGAGCCCACUGGAUGCGGCAGGAGAUCUCUUUUGGGAAGCUGAAACUGACCAAUAACAAGGGGGCCAAUAAUAACAACACCCAGAUGAUAGUGCUGCAGUCUCUGCACAAAUAUCAGCCUCGGCUCCACAUUGUAGAAGUGACAGAAGAUGGCGUUGAAGACAUAAAUGACUCUUCUAAGACCCAGACGUUUAAUUUUCCUGAAACGCAAUUCAUAGCUGUUACUGCCUAUCAGAACACAGACAUCACACAGCUUAAAAUUGACCAUAAUCCUUUUGCAAAAGGUUUCCGAGACAACUAUGAUUCCAUGUACACAGCUUCAGAAAAUGACAGAUUAACUCCAUCUCCCACGGAUUCUCCUAGAUCCCAUCAGAUUGUUCCGGGAGCCCAGAGCCGGUACAGCAUACAGCCCUUCUUCCAAGAACAAUUUGUCAACAACUUGCCACCUGCUAGGUUUUAUAAUGGGGAAAGAACUGUACCUCAAGCGAGUGGUCUCCUCUCUCCGCAGCAAAAUGAAGAAGUGACCAAUCCCCCACAGAGGUGGUUUGUCACUCCAGUCCAACAGCCUGGGGCCAACAAACUGGACAUGAACGCUUAUGAAACUGACUACUCGGCUAGUACCCUACUUCCUUAUGGCAUCAAAUCUCUCCCUCUUCAGACGUCCCAUGCCUUGGGCUACUAUCCAGAUCCAGCUUUCUCCUCCAUGGCAGGAUGGGGGAGCAGAGGUUCUUACCAGAGGAAAAUGUCCACUGGCUUACCUUGGACCUCCAGAACAAGUCCUCCCAGCUUCUCUGAAGACCUGCUCUCCAAGGAGAAAGUGAAAGAGGAAAUGGGAUCAUCCUGGAUUGAGACUCCGCCAUCCAUAAAGUCUCUAGACUCAAACGAUUCAGGAGUCUACACUGGUGCUUGCAAAAGAAGACGACUCUCUCCAAGCACCUCAAGCAAUGAAAAUUCUCCAACCAUGAAGUGUGAGGACAUUAAUGCAGAGGACUUUGGCAAAGACUCUUCAAAAGGCAUGGGCUAUUAUGCUUUCUACACCAGUUCUUAAGGGCAUUGAGAUCCUGACUUCAUGUUAAAACAUGACUGGCUGUAUAUAAAUAUAUGUAUAUAUAUAUACACACACACACAUUUUUUCCAGUGGUGGUAUCAAGAUCUUUUACUUAAAUGUUGCCAAAGGAACUUUAUUUUCCACCUUUCAAAAUGUUGGUGUGCAAUUCUAUAGAAAGUGCCAAAGCUUUUGACUGACCUUUUGCAGGUAAAAAUGGAAAGAACUAGGGUAGCGCUUGAAGUAAUUUGGAUCUCUCUUUAGAGGAGCUGGAUAAUCUGUAAACACAAUCUUGGGGAGGCCACACAAACAAAGGAUGAUUUUUUUAAGUUCCCCAGGAAAGGAAAAACAGGCAUUUUAUGCUAAAGACUCCCCAAAUAUUAUAUUGUUGUUGUGGCAGCGCAGUAGCUGGGAAUGGAGAGUUAUCUAUGUUUAGCAAAGUUUGCAAGGAUUAGAUUUCUGGUCUGAUGGCUGAAGCGCUCUUGAUUUUUCCGUGGGAGACUAAAUAUCUUGGCAGAGAAAUUAUGACAGUGAAAAAUCUUACAAAGGUUUCAAAAAUUACAAUAUUAAGUGUACAGCAGUGUGUUGUCCAGGUCCACUGAAAAUUGACAGCCUUCUGUAUAUAGUUUUAAUCAUGGCAGUGCUGUUGGGGGUGUAAAACUGGUUUGAAUCCUUCGUUUCAACCCUUUUUAAUCCUGGCAGUGGAGCACAUCAAAAUAGCUGUUUAUUGGUCUGGUGAUAGUGGUGAACAUAUUUGUUCAGCAAUCUUGUUCUGAAAUGAAAUGGUGUUUGUAACUCCUGUUGUUCAGUAUGUAAAUAAUCUUACAGAUGCUAAGAGUUGGGGAAAGGCUUUUCUAAAAAGAAAAAAAGCAUUAGUUUAUUUUGGGGUGGGACUGUGCUCUGUACAUACUUUUUAAUAAAUGUGUUGCGAUGGAAGGA
Sphaerodactylus townsendi is the source of this 3043-nucleotide messenger RNA. It is a transcript of the gene EOMES, whose product is annotated as eomesodermin. The record is from RefSeq and is a predicted model, not a curated record. Gene Ontology annotation, biological process: endodermal cell fate specification; CD8-positive, alpha-beta T cell differentiation involved in immune response; regulation of transcription by RNA polymerase II. The transcript has 6 exons. Gene Ontology annotation, cellular component: nucleus. Gene Ontology annotation, molecular function: RNA polymerase II cis-regulatory region sequence-specific DNA binding; DNA-binding transcription factor activity, RNA polymerase II-specific. Bases 113 to 2107 code for a protein of 664 amino acids. NCBI's taxonomy places the organism in Eukaryota, Metazoa, Chordata, Lepidosauria, Squamata, Sphaerodactylidae.